AUGAAUAAUAAUAUGGCUGGAAAUGGAGAGUUAUCAGUCCCACCGGGAUUUCGUUUUCACCCGACAGACGAGGAAUUGCUGUAUUAUUACCUAAGGAAGAAGGUUUCGUACGAGCCGAUCGACUUAGAUGUCAUUCGAGAAGUUGAUCUCAACAAACUUGAGCCUUGGGAUCUCAAAGAAAAAUGUCGGAUCGGUUCGGGUCCUCAAAACGAGUGGUACUUCUUCAGCCACAAGGACAAGAAGUACCCUACCGGGACCCGCACUAACCGGGCAACUGCCGCCGGUUUCUGGAAGGCGACUGGCCGAGACAAGGCCAUCCACCUCAGCAGCUCGAGGAGGAUAGGGAUGAGAAAAACCCUAGUUUUCUACACGGGUCGCGCCCCUCACGGUCAGAAGACUGAUUGGAUCAUGCACGAAUAUCGUCUCAAUGAUGACAAUGCUGAAAUCCAGGAAGACGGUUGGGUGGUCUGCCGAGUCUUCAAGAAGAAGAACCACACCCGAGGCUUCCAACCCGAGCUCGACCCAGACGACAUCCCGAUUGUACCUUUUCAUGCAUCGGGCGGUUGUACCUCGGUGCAGAACAAGCACACUUUACCCGACCCGAACCCGACCCAGUUCAUGAGCUACUCGUUCGACCAUGGAAGUAACUCGACCCACCUCCCGCAACUGCUGAGCCCCGACCAGACAUUGCUCUCGCCCAACUCGUUUUUGCCCUCCCUACCGGUGGGCCCCACGGCCCUCGACGGGCAAGGGUCUCGGAACCUCCUUGGAUUAAAUCCGGCCAGCGGGUUCGUGCCGCAGGAGAAAUUUUCCGGCGACUGGUCGUUUCUGGACAAGCUGCUCGCCAACCAUCACCACCACAAUGUGGAACAACAGUUGGGGAAAUGCCAACAGUUUUCGCAGGUCGCUGACAUGGCACCGCCGCCAGCACAGCGCCUCCCGUUGUCUUACCAUGUGUUCGAGUCGGAAUUUUCGAGAUUUUCUAAGUAG
Molecule: messenger RNA, 990 nt
Organism: Striga asiatica
Lineage: Eukaryota; Viridiplantae; Streptophyta; Magnoliopsida; Lamiales; Orobanchaceae
Source: the annotation of a GenBank genome assembly